This is a messenger RNA of Cinclus cinclus, 1189 nucleotides long. RefSeq names its product cytidine/uridine monophosphate kinase 2 (gene CMPK2). The transcript has 6 exons. Gene Ontology annotation, molecular function: dTMP kinase activity; ATP binding. The record is from RefSeq and is a predicted model, not a curated record. Bases 1 to 1149 code for a protein of 382 amino acids. Gene Ontology annotation, cellular component: mitochondrion; cytoplasm. NCBI's taxonomy places the organism in Eukaryota, Metazoa, Chordata, Aves, Passeriformes, Cinclidae. Gene Ontology annotation, biological process: dUDP biosynthetic process; dTTP biosynthetic process; dTDP biosynthetic process.
AUGGUGCUGGAGCUCUCAGAUCACCAGGAUUCAGCCACGAGAGCCCGUGGGAAUGUGACCCGUUGUUGCUGGAAGAGCGGAUGCCGAGGCUGGGACCUUACACCCCGCGGCUGCUGGCGCACAGAGCCGCUCCCCGCGGGACCGAACGCGUUCAACCCGGUGCCACGGAGGCGGGGCGGGCACGGCAGAAGGGCGCUCCGAGGAGCUGCCCCUUGCUCCGGGCUGGUCCCCGCAGACCGGCUCUUUCCCGACCAGCCGGGCCAGUUUCGUUUCCCGCUGGCUCCUCCUCCGCCUCCGCCCGGCCCCCUCCGCUUUGCCCUGCCGCUGGUCCGGCUCCCGGCUCUCGGCUCCCGGCUCUCGGCUCUCGGUUCCCGGCUCCCGGCGAUGCUGCGGCGCUGUGCCCCGGGCUCCCCGGGCCCCCGGCCCGCCCGUGCCCUGCCGCCGUCCGCCCGCGCCCUCCGGCAGCGCCUGCGCCAGUGUGCAGAACGGAUCCCAGAGGCUGAAGCUGUACUCGACCUGCUGGAGAAAUGUCCAGAGCACCAAAGCAAGGGAGGUUUUCCUGUCAUAGUUUUUGAGGGGCUGGAUGCCACAGGCAAAACCACGGUGACCCAGGCUGUUAAGGACACCCUGAAUGGCAUUCUGCUGCGGUCCCCACCAGCUUCCAUCAGCCAGUGGAGAACUGUGUUUGAUGAUGAGCCAACACCCAUUAAAAGAGCUUUUUAUGCUGCGGGCAACUACAUUCUGGCUUCAGAGAUAGCAAAAGCAUCCACUCAGGCACCUGUGAUCAUAGACAGAUAUUGGCACAGCACAGCUGCCUACACAAUUGCCACUGAAACAAGUGGGAAAGUGCAGGAUCUUCCACCAGUUCAAGAUGAGGUGUAUCAGUGGCCUGAAGAUCUGCUUAAACCUGAUCUUGUUCUUCUCCUGACUGUUGAUCCUGAGGAACGAGUCCGAAGACUUCGGCAUCGGGGACUGGAGAAAACAAAGGAGGAAACUGAGUUGGAAGCCAACAGCUUGUUUCGCCAAAGAGUUGAAGAGUCAUACAGAAGGAUGGUGAAUCCUGCAUGCCAAGAGGUUGAUGCCAGCCCCUCCAAGGAAGAGGUUCUCAAGACUGUUCUACAACUAAUUAAGAAGCACUGUGCUUUUUGAAAGCAACUUCUGUGUAGUAGCACUUAAAAAUACUUUUUAU